GAGAAGGGGAUCCUAAGGGACUGAACAAUUUUGGCCUACCUCUGUCGUAGAGUAAAAUAUCGACAUUAUAUUUUGCUGUUCUCGUUGUGCAAUAACCGUGUGGUCAUUUUGGAAGGAGAUAUUCAUCAAGUUAAAUCACCGAAACGCCGUUAUUAUGAAGAAAAAUAGCAACUGACUAGCGAACGAGCAACAGCGAUGACUGACAGUUGAGUGGAAAUCUCAGCGUUGACUGAAUCGAGUUUGCUGUUUGAUUUCUUUUUUUCUCCAUACACGGUUCAGAUUAGUUUAUAUUACUUGAAGUUGUAAACGACAUAGUAAUCGUUAGUAUUUUGCGUUUAUUCAAGAAGAUAUGUUUGUGAAAGACAGCAGCCAUGAGUAGUGACCCGUGGGUUUCGUUUACUACUGUACGCCACGCGUGCCUUGCAUGAACCUGAAGUUGUCAAAAGCGAAGCUACAGAAUUCAGGACUGUGCGACGGGGGAAAUUGCUGCACUUUACAAGCUGCGGUUUAGGUUUUCUUUCAAUGUACGGGAAUAGGCAAUUUACUUAGUAACUACAUACAUAGCAACAUCCAUAGCGAGUGUUACCGGAAGCGUAAUUCAAUUGAGAGUUGAUAUCUUUCUAAUCGCACAAACUUUGUGGCCUCCUGCCCAUUCAGCUAACGGUAACGUUAGCUAGCAGCUAGCUAACGUUACUCCCCCUUCUCUGCAACGCUAGAGACUGCGGAUUGUAUCAACACUUGAAAAGACGCAAUGCGAUGCAAUUUAUUGCAAAGUGAGACUUUUCCUUUGUUUAGCCACAAUGAUUCUCACGGUUGCGUUUGUUUGUGGUGAUUUUGAAUAUCCCUCUGACCUGUGCAGUUAACUAGCUGAAGCUAACCAGUGAGUUAGCUCGCUAAGUUAGCUAGUAGUGAACACGUUGGACCCUCCGCCCAUUUUUCCGGGAUGACCGUUUUUUAUUUUUGUUUACCUGUGGUUUAACUAACAAACCAAACGACAGCUACACCUUGCCAGCUAAUUUUAAUCGAGUUGACUCGGAUUCUUCCCCAGACAGUUGCUCUCUACUGUGUUGUCGGUCGGAUAUUGACUAGAGUUGAGUCAAUAUGUGUCCGCGGACUUUCCUUGUGUUUUUUGUGACUGCUGUCUACGUAUGGAAUUGUCAGCAAACGAAUGGAGAAAGUACAGAAAUCUCCACUGGAAUCUGCUCCAGUAAGGACAUCCGGAACAACGUGACCAACCUGCGCUCCCUGGAGAACUGCACGGUCAUCGAGGGCCACCUGAAAAUCAUCCUCAUGUUCAAGACCAAGCCCGAGGACUUCAGGGGUCUCAGUUACCCAAAACUGACAGUGGUCACAGACUUCCUGCUCCUGUUCAGGGUCUACGGUAUGGAGAGUCUCAAAGACCUCUUCCCCAACCUCACUGUGAUCCGAGGUAACAACCUGUUCUUCAACUACGCUCUGGUCUUCUUUGAAAUGCUGCAGCUCAGGGAUAUCGGUCUCCAUAGCCUGAUGAACAUCACCCGAGGAGCGGUGAGGAUCGAGAAGAACCCGGACCUCUGCUACCUCUCCACCCUGGACUGGUCCAAGAUCCUGGACACGGUGGAGGACAACUAUAUUGUGUCAAAUAAGAACGACAGGGAGUGCGGGGACGUGUGUCCCGGGGCGUUGGCCAAGGGGAAGGCUACCUGUCAACAGACCACCAUCAAUGGGAACUUCAACGAACGUUGCUGGACGCAUAAGCACUGCCAGAGAAUGUGUCCCACCAGCUGUAAGCACCGGGCCUGUACCAGAGACAACCAAUGUUGCCAUGAACAGUGUCUGGGAGGCUGCUCUGAGCCCCACAACAGCAGCAGCUGUGUUGCCUGCAAGAACCUCCAGCACCAGGAGGCCUGUGUGGACCGCUGUCCCCAGGGAUACUACACCUAUAGGGGCUGGCGCUGUGUCCCUUUCUCCUUCUGCCAGGACCUCCACAACAAGUGUAAGCAGAGCAAGAACAGCGACUGCCACCAGUUUGUCAUCCACAAUGGAGCCUGUAUACCGGAGUGCCCCUCCGGGUAUACUACUGUAAACUCUACCACGUUGGUCUGUACUCCGUGUGCUGGGCUAUGUCCUAAGGUGUGUAUGGGCCUGAAGAUGGUGGACUCUGUGACAGCAGCCCAGGCUCUGAGAGGAUGCACCGUUCUCAACGGCAGCAUGGAUAUCAACCUUAGAGGAGGAAAUAACAUAGCAGCAGAGCUGGAGGCUAACCUUGGACAGCUGGAGGAGAUUACAGGCUUCCUGAAGGUCCGGCGCUCCUACGCUCUCGUCUCGCUCUCUUUCCUCCGCAACCUACGGGUCAUCAGAGGGGACACACUGAUGGAUGGGGGCUACUCGUUCUACGCACAUGACAACCAGAACUUGCGUCAGCUGUGGGACUGGAGCCAACACAACCUGAGCAUCCUGCAGGGACGCAUGUUCUUUCAACUCAACGCUAAGCUCUGUAUGUCAGAGAUACGCAAGAUGGAGGAGGUGACGGGCACCAGAGACAGGCAUACCAAGAACAACAUCGUAUCAAAGACCAACGGAGACCAGGCCUCCUGUGAGAACCAGGAGUUAAGGUUUACCCAGGUGCGUGCUACACAUGAUAAGAUCAUGAUCAAGUGGGAACCGUUCUGGCCUCCCGACUUCAGAGACCUGCUGGGCUUCAUGGUCUUCUACAAGGAAGCGCCCUACCCCAACGUGACAGAGUUUGAUGGCCAGGAUGCGUGUGGUUCCAACUGGGUAAUAAUUGACGUGGACCCCCCAGCUCGGGCAACAGAGGGAAACCCACAACAGGAGCCAGGUACCUUGAUCUUGUCUUUGAAGCCCUGGACGCAGUACGCCAUCAUGGUCAAGACCCAGCUCUCUGCCUCUGAUGAACACCAGGUCCUCGGGGCCAAGAGCAAGAUCACCUACGUCAGGACAGAUGCCACCAAGCCGUCAGUGCCCCUGGACCCCAUCUCCUCCUCCAACUCUUCCUCUCAGAUCCUCCUGAAGUGGAAACCUCCCACGGACCCCAACGGGAACAUCACUCACUACCUGGUGUACUGUCAGCAGCAGCCUGAGGCCAGCGAACUCUACAAGUUCGAUUACUGUCAGAAAGGUAUGAAGCUGCCUUCGCGGGUGCCCACCCAGGUCGACAGUGACGAAGAGGCUAAGUGGAACCAGACUGAGGAUGAGGGUCAGGGUGGCCGCUGUUGUGCCUGUCCCAAAACAGAGAAACAACUGAAGAAGGAGGCUGAGGACUCAGAGUACCGCAAGACCUUUGAGAACUACAUCCACAAUGAGGUCUUCCUGCUCAAAUCAACCAGACAGCGCCGCUCAGCCAUGGGCGUAGCUAAUGAGACACAGCCUUCGUUCGUGACAAAGCCUCCCACCCUGCCGGAAGGUUACGCCACCCGCGGCCCAGACGACGAUGAGGAUGGUGUGGAGAGCACUAAGAUCCAGCUGACUGUGUUCUCCAAGGAGUCCACGGUCAUCUCCGGCCUCCGACACUUCACCUCGUACCAGAUCGAUGUGUUGGCCUGCAACCACCCCACAAACCCCUCACGCUGCAGUAUGGCAGCCUUCGUCUCAGCUCGCACCAUGCCUGAGGACAAAGCAGAUGACAUCGUGGGCCCCAUCAGCUAUGAUGUGUCUGAGUACUCUGUUCACAUCAAAUGGCUGGAGCCUAAAGCUCCCAAUGGAAUGAUCAUCCUGUACGAAGUCAACUACAAGAGACUGGGAGACACAGAGGAGUUGCACCACUGUGUGUCCAGGAAGAUGUACCAGCAGUCGGAGGGCAGCAGGCUGAGAGUGGUGCACCCUGGGAACUACACUGUGAGGAUCCGAGCCACGUCGCUGGCAGGAAACGGCUCCUGGACCGACCCCACACACUUCUACGUACAGGACCUCCGGGUGGACCCAUCCAACCUAUUGAUUAUCAUUGGUCCAGUCAUCUUCAUGGUUCUACUGAUACUGGUGGCAGCGGGAGGAUUCGUCAUGUUCAGGAAGAAGCAAACCCAGGGCCCCUCUGGACCCCUCUACACCUCCUCUAACCCAGAGUACCUCAGUGCUGCUGACAUGUACGAGCCAGACGACUGGGAGGUGGGCAGGGAUAAGAUUAACAUCCUACGAGAGCUGGGUCAGGGCUCGUUCGGAAUGGUCUACGAGGGCAUCGCCAAGGACAUCGUGAAGGGAGAGCCGGAGUCACACGUGGCUGUGAAGACGGUCAACGAGUCGGCUAGUCUGAGAGAGAGGAUAGAGUUCCUCAACGAGGCCUCCGUCAUGAAGGGCUUCACCUGUCACCAUGUGGUGCGUCUGAUGGGUGUGGUCUCUAAGGGCCAGCCCACUCUAGUUGUCAUGGAGCUGAUGACCCAUGGCGACCUGAAGAGCUACCUGCGCUGCCUCCGCCCCGACUCUGAGAAUAACCCUACUGGGCGCCCGCCCCCCACGCUGAGGGAGAUGGUCCAGAUGACAGCAGAGAUAGCAGACGGCAUGGCCUACCUCAACGCCAAAAAGUUUGUCCACAGAGAUCUGGCCGCUAGGAACUGCAUGGUGGCACAGGACUUCACUGUCAAGAUAGGAGACUUUGGUAUGACCAGAGACAUCUAUGAGACGGACUACUACCGUAAGGGAGGAAAGGGUCUUCUUCCUGUCCGCUGGAUGGCUCCUGAGUCUCUAAAGGACGGAGUGUUCACUGCACACUCUGACUGCUGGUCAUUUGGGGUGGUGUUGUGGGAGAUCAGUACCCUAGCAGAGCAGCCGUACCAGGGCCUGUCUAACGAGCAGGUCCUGAAGUUCGUCAUGGAUGGAGGAUAUCUGGACCGACCAGACAACUGUGCUGACCGGCUACACAAUCUGAUGUCAAUGUCCUGGCAGUACAACCCCAAGCUGCGUCCCAGCUUCCAGGAGAUCAUUGAGAUGCUCCACGAGGACCUUCACCAGUCCUUCCAGGAGGUCUCCUUCUACUAUAGCCAGGAGAACAAGCCUCCGGAGCAGGAGGACUUUGACCUGGACAUGGACAACAUGGAGAGCAUUCCCCUAGACCCAUCCUCUUACUCUCAGAGAGGGGACCACAGUUCCUCUUACUCUCAGAGAGGGGACCACAGUUCCUCUUACUCCCAGAGAGGGGACCACAGCUCUGAGCGGGACGAGGCGGGUUCGUCACUGGGGUUGAGACAAAACAACUACGAGGAACACAUCCCGUACACACACAUGAACGGGGGAAAGACUAACGGACAACAGACACUAGCCCUCCCUCGGUCUAGUCCCUCCUAACAGAACAUUAAAUGGGGUAAGGGUCUAGUCCCUCCUAACAGAACAUUAUAUGGGGUACGGGUCUAGUCCCUUCUAACAGAACAUUAAAUGGGGCAAGGGUCUAGUCCCUCCUAACAGAACAUUAAAUGGGGCAAGGGUCUAGUCCCUCCUAACAGAACAUUAAAUGGGGCAAGGGUCUAGUCCCUCCUAACAGAACAUUAAAUGGGGCACGGGUCUAGUCCCUCCUAACAUAACAUUAUAUGGGGUAAGGGUCUAGUCCCUCCUAACAGAACAUUAUAUGGGGUAAGGGGCUAGUCCCGCCUAACAGAACAUUAUAUGGGUUAAGGGUCUAGUCCUCCUAACAGAACAUUAUAUGGGGUACGGGUCUAGUCCCUCCUAACAGAACAUUAUAUGGGGUAAGGGUCUAGUCCCUCCUAACAGAACAUUAUAUGGGGUAAGGGUCUAGUCCCUCCUAACAGAACAUUAUAUGGGGCAAGGGUCUAGUCCCUCCUAACAGAACAUUAUAUGGGGUAAGGGUCUAGUCCCUCCUAACAAAACAUUAUAUGGGGUAAGGGUCUAGUCCCUCCUAACAGAACAUUAUAUGGGGUACGGGUCUAGUCCCUCCUAACAGAACAUUAUAUGGGGUAAGGGUCUAGUCCCUCCUAACAGAACAUUAUAUGGGGUAAGGGUCUAGUCCCUCCUAACAGAACAUUAUCCCCAUGUCUUUCCCUCACACAGAUGAAUUGAUAUGAAUAUAGUUUUGUUGUUUUGUAUAGAUGAUCACUUUUUUCACUUGUUCAGAGGCCUCCUGGAAGUACACAUCUCAGGACAUUAUUGCUCUCUGUUGUCAAGAUGCCACCCUCAUUACACUACAGUAUGUAGCCAUGUUGUCCAAUGUCAACCAGGAGAGAACAUACAACCAACCACACGUACACUUUUUGUAUUCAAGAAAGACAAACCUCCCUCUACUGCUUCUCUCUUGUACUCAACCUUUUUUUUCUUUUUUUAAUAUUGCCAAGUUUCCACGAAUGUGUGGCGGAGGUAGAAAUCAACUGUGAAAAGAAUUCAACUUUGGGUCAACCUGAAGGCUGCUAACCCCAGGACUCUCCAGACUGUCCCUUCCCCAAGCUGAGGCUCUCUCCCUGGGCAGCUCAGCCCUCCCUGGGCCAUGGAGGUCCCCCAUGGUGUCGCUCAGUGUAAAAGUGCCCUUUUAUCUCUGUCUGUGACCUGCAUCUUAUGUCAUGGAGCUGUGUCUGUCUGACCUGCAUCUUAUGUCAUGGAGCUGUGUCUCUGUCUGUGACCUGCAUCUUAUGUCAUGGAGCUGUGUCUGUCUGUGACCUGCAUCUUAUGUCAUGGAGCUGUGUCUCUGUCUGUGACCUGCAUCUUAUGUCAUGGAGCUGUGUCUGUCUGUGACCUGCAUCUUAUGUCAUGGAGCUGUGUCUGUCUGUGACAUGCAUCUUAUGUCAUGGAGCUGUGUCUCUGUCUGUGACCUGCAUCUUAUGUCAUGGAGCUGUGUGUCUGUCUGUGACCUGCAUCUUAUGUCAUGGAGCUGUGUCUCUGUCUGUGACCUGCAUCUUAUGUCAUGGAGCUGUGUCUGUCUGUGACCUCCAUCUUAUGUCAUGGAGCUGUGUCUGUCUGUGACAUGCAUCUUAUGUCAUGGAGCUGUGUCUGUCUGUGACCUGCAUUGAAUGUCAUGGAGCUGUCUCUUUGUCCUCUGAAGUUGUCAAGGAACGACAGACUUUCUGAGACUUGAGAACUAGCUAACUUUUGGAUUGAUGAAUGUGUCAAAUCCAUUUUCGAAUCUUCGAAACAAACUUUAUCGAUCCACUGGAGAAGCUUGUUGUCAUCUCUCCUCACACUCUGCAGUAUUACAAACAUCACAUAAAGAAUUAACAUAUUUCUUUGGUUAUAUAUUUUUUAUUUAUUUAGGUUUCAUUUUCUCAUUUUGAGUUUUCACAUUUACAGCUGAAGGAUAUUUAAAAAUCUGUUUGAGGGGGGGGGAAAAACAUUUUUACAAAAAGAAAACGAGUUCCUCAGAUGACCAAUAGAUGCUUCUUUUGGUAUAUUUUAGUGGGUAUAGAAAAUAUAAAUAUAUAUAUAUAUAAAUAUAUUAUUGAUGGUUUUUUCUACAUAGUUGUUGACAUUGUGUUUCAUGAGGUAUUUCCGGUCUGUAGGAAAAAAAAUGUUUUUACAUGUUUGUCUCUUAUGUUUAUUUUUUCUAAUCCAGAAAUCAUACUAAUAAUCAUUUGGACUUGUGAUCAACAAACAGCACUUGGUCUUUCCUCUCCGUAUCAGAUGCACAGUAAGCGGAGGAGGAGGAGGAGCUUGGCUUGGCCCGUUGAUAUCAAAUCAAACUGUCUGCUCUAGAUAAAUAAAGCAGUGUGGUGCAACAUGA
This is a messenger RNA of Salvelinus namaycush (lake trout), 7648 nucleotides long. RefSeq names its product insulin receptor-like. Gene Ontology annotation, biological process: glucose homeostasis; cell surface receptor protein tyrosine kinase signaling pathway; positive regulation of phosphatidylinositol 3-kinase/protein kinase B signal transduction. The transcript has 23 exons. Gene Ontology annotation, cellular component: membrane; insulin receptor complex; axon. Gene Ontology annotation, molecular function: ATP binding; insulin receptor activity; insulin receptor substrate binding. The record is from RefSeq and is a predicted model, not a curated record. NCBI's taxonomy places the organism in Eukaryota, Metazoa, Chordata, Actinopteri, Salmoniformes, Salmonidae. Bases 1102 to 5274 code for a protein of 1390 amino acids.